GGUGACGCCGUGAGGCGACUUUCCCAGUACACGGCGGCGGAGGCCUCGGAAUCGGGAUUGAUGUGUGAUGGCUUCCCUGCGGAAAGGGUCGUUGCGGCUGGUGCAGGUGACCGCCAACAACCUGCAGGGCCAGGUUGAUGCCUUACUAAAGAACAUUAAACGUCCUGAACAAAGAGAGGAAGCUUAUCAGAGUUGUCUUCAAUUAAAGCAAUCUGUUGAUGAAACUUUGGACACUCUGCACAAGUUAAAGAAGGCAAAUGAACUAACUCAUGUAAAUAAUUAUGAUCAGCGGAAACGAACCGAGGAGAGGCGACUGACAGGCAUGUCAGAAUUGCUUCGAGAAAUUGCUCGGAGACUAGAAAAGGAGAGUCUUAAGCAGAAAAUGGAUGAAGCUGCCAAGAACACAAUGGGCAGGGCCACUGCAGCAAAGCAGAGAAAUAAGAGUGAUGAAGAGGAUGAAGAUGCAGAAGAAGAUGAAAGUGAUAAUGAUGAAGACGUGGAAUCUGAUGAUAAUCAAUAUGCCGGUGAUCUAUUUAUUACCAUCAGUGACUUUCAAGCUCAGGAAGAACAUGAUCUGUCUUUUAAGAAAGGCGAGGUUAUAAGGAUCCUUAAUCAGAAUCCUGAUGGAUGGUGGCUUGGAGUUAAUGCUGAAGGAAAGGAAGGCGUAGUUCCCAAAACUUAUUUACAGGUAUAUAGCAAACAGAGUCAGGGAGCACUGGAUAAUAUUGAAGAUGAUGAGGAAGGUGAAGAUGAAGAUGAUGAAGAGGAGGAAGAAGAUGAAGAUGAGGAAGAAGAUGAAGAUGAGGAGGAAGACGAAGCUAAAGGACAAUACAUGAAAAGAAAAGUACAUGAAGUACAGAGUGAGGAAUCACGAUCACACAAGUUAGCUGCCAAAAAAGCUGUUUCAGAGAUUACUGCUGUUGAUAUGUUAGUGGAAAAGGGAGCCAUUCCAGAAGGUUUCAGAGCAUCUACUCUUUCACAGCUGUUAACAGAAGGAAACAAAUUCCACAUGAGUUACUUCCUGCAGCCUACAUUGACACAAUCCAAAUUGUACUUUAAAGACCUUCAUUGGGACCAAUCACAUGGUGGUGUUCGCCCAAAGAAGACGCACAUAGAACUAUUGUUUACACUAUGGAGCUGUAAAAUGAUUCCAUUGCCAGUGUCGGGUGUCCAGGUGCUAAGCAGACACGUUCGCUGCUGUCUCUUUGAUGGUUUAAAGAUUGUCAGUAAUAUACAUACCAUCAGAGCAACUUGGCAACCAAAGAGUCCCAAAACAUGGACCUUUUCUCCAAGAGUUACAGGUAUACUUCCCAGCCUGUUGGAUGGUGAAUGUUUUGUGAGGUCAAAUUCACAGUCUCCUGAUAUUGGUAUUCUAUUUGAAGUGGGCAUUUCCUAUAUUUAUAUUUCAACUGGUCAUCAAGGGGAAUUAAGCUGUGGCUGGGCUUUUUUGCCACUCUUUACGGCUGAUGGCACUGCUGUUCCUCACAGGACCUAUGAAAUUGUAUUAAAUGGUGGAACACCUUAUGAAAAAGGCUUGGAAGUGGAUCCAGUGCUCUCUAGAAGAGCUAACUUUUUUGAACAGAUUAUUGCAUCCAGGAAGCAACCUAAACUCCUAGUGAAGCUGAAGGCACCAUCUGGUCAAAUGAGACAUAGCCUGAACUUGCUUCCAGAAACACUGGUUGGUCCCAAGUGCUACGUCCACUUAUUGGCCUUUUAUCGACAAUUACUUGCAGAAGCACUUCUUAAAGACAGAAUUAAUAUGCAAAGUGCUGACCUCAUCUGUAACCCAGUGUUGGCAACGUUUUCAGAACUUGUGGAGCAAACUGAUAUUGUAGAUGCUUUAAGGAGUGUGUGGUCUGAGAAGGAAUUAACUGUGAAACGAUCUGAGAAGAGAGAUGAAGAAUUUAUGAGGAAUUUAUUUGUCCAAGUGUAUCAUGAUAGUGUAUACCCGCUUCUUCGUUCUUCAACUCUCCCAGCAAACAAAUGGGCUGACGAGGAAGUUGAAGUUAGCCGGUGGAAGGACAUUGCUAACUUUUUACAGCAAACCCAAGAGAAAAAUGGCUCACUUUACAGUCUACUUUCUCCAGAGCAUACCUAUCAUGUUUUUGAUAUUUCAGAAAUAAGCUAUGAUUUCUUGGGAGUGACUCAAAAAUCUACUUCAUCGACAGAGCCAUGAGGCCAACUAUAAAAUGAGAAUAGUAUUAUUUAAAGGUGGUCAUAAAAACAUUCAAUAAUUGUUUGGGAGAAAGGGACUGAAAAUAACCAAAGAUUGUUCUGUUAGAUUAUUCUUGUAAGCUUACUGAUAGUGCCUUAAUGCAUGAUUGUAAGUUGUCAAAGUUUUGUAGAGUUUUUCCCCCCUCUCAGAUCUGUGUUGGUAUUUCAGCAGGUACUGUAUGAUGGUCAUUUUUCCUGUAUCCUUUUGUACUUUUCAAAUCCUGAUUCAUUUCAUUUUAAAUUAUCUUGAAGCUUCUGCUGCAAUAGCUAUUAGUGGAACAUUUCAUAUAAGAAAUGGGCAGGAUUAGACAAUUUGCUCUUAAAACCUAUUUUGCUAUUCUUCAAAAUCAUACCUGAUCUACUUCAAUACCAUUUUCUGCACUGUUCCUAUAUUCAUUGAUUUCUGUAAUAUCCAGAAUUCUAUUGAUUUAUGUUUUGAAUGAUCUCUCUGACCUUCCAUUGCCGCUCAGUGUUCAUUGUUAGCAGGAUAUUUGGCCAUAAACCUUCCCAAAACUUUUCACUGAGGUAGGUCUUGGCCAUUGAGGUGAGGGAUGUCAGCAAUAAUGAUGGCAAGUAAGGUGGAUGCAGUGAUACAGCCCUGACUGACUACUGUUUUGAAAGUGAAGGAUUUCGAUUCAGCACCACAGUUGCUGAGAGUUGUGGCUGACAUGUCAUCCUGCUAUAGCCUCAGUAUUUGUAAGUACUUGUCAGGUCAGCCACGUCUUGUUAGUAUACACCAGAGCACUUGGCAGUCUAUGGCUUUGCCAUAUAUAUAUGAAAGCCACGUACAAGGGUUGCCUUUGUGCUCAGCAUCUUCCCUGUAAUUGGUGUGCUAUGAAGAUCAUACCUGUGGUAUCUCUAGAUGGGGAGAAACUAAUUGUGAUUCAGAAACCAAAUAGCUGAAGGAGUUGGUUGACAAGGAUACAUGCAAGCAUUUUGCCUGUUAUUGAAGGAAGGAGAUGCCUCUGUAAAUACCAUGAUUGGAUAUGGUCACUGUUAUAGAAUCCCUGAGCUCUGAGGACAGUUGUUCAUUUUCCCAGAUCUUCAGGAGCAAAGCAUGUUGGUGGUGCAGGAUUGGUGGUCCACCUUUCAUAAGGAUCUCUGCUGGGAUCUCAUCAGGACCAGUGGCUUUGUGGCUUUUCAGGCUGCUAAUGGAAUCAUGGAUGUAAUUCAUACAGGGAGGUUCCCCCCUCCCCCCCCCCCCCCCCCUAUCUUCUCUCACAGGCCUCUAGGGGAUUUGGUUAGUAACCCCUGGUUAGCAGUGCUGUUGCUGUUAAGAAGAUCUUGAAGCUUUUUCCAUUGAUUAUCGAUAUCCUUCUGAUCCUUUAGCAAUUCUUCCCAUCUUCUGAGCACAGGGGGUUUAAUCCGAAGUUACUUAGACCAUAGACAGUUUGGUGGUACUGAAGAAGUCUCUGGGGUUACCAGAGAUUGCCAGUCACUGGAUUUCCAGGGCUUUCUCAGUCCACCAAGAAAUCGUUAGCUCCCUCACCCUCAGCUGGACAUUUGCCUUGGCUCUGGAGUAAGCUUUUCUUUUGGCUUUGCUGUUGAUGUCAUUCUGGCGGGCACAAAAGGCUUUUCUUGGAGAUAAGUUGUUCUGUUUCCAUGUUGUUAUGAUCAAACCAAUCCUGAUACUUUCUGGACCCAAUAAUGUUUUUGCAACUAUCGAGGGUUGUGGAUUUAAGCUCACCCUGAUAUUCUUUGAUAUCCUCUGGAUAUUCUUGUUGGAGGAUUUCACCAAACAAGGCCUGAAGGUGCUGUUGGGUGGCUGUAUCAAGCAGUGUCUUGUGUUUUAGCCUUGGCUUGGUCUAUUUCUUAUGAACCCUCCUCAGGCAAUGAUCCACCCAGCAGUCAUCUGUGUGCCAAUUGUGGUCCGUGUAUUCACGUCAUGGCGGUCUCUAGAUCAGACAGUGACAUAGUCAAUGAGAUCCCACUGUUUUGAUCAGGGGUGAAGUGUGCAGUGAACUUCUAUUGUAGUAGAUGUAGGCAAAACAGCAGUUUUUUUUUGCAUAUUUAACUACACUGCCAUUGGAUUGCUUGUGUAAAACUGGAGCCAGUCUACUGCUGUACGUGGGCUUAGGUUUGUAACCGCACACAAUAAUACAGUUAGUUAUGUUGUAUGACUGAGCAGUACCGUACGGAGAAAUCUUAUUACAAAAUUCAGAUAAUACUUCUUGGUUUAGAGAGGCCUUUAGAACUCUUGUGUUUAUAUUUACACAAAAGAUAAUUUUGCUGCCAUAGUUUACAUUGACUGGGUGUGCAAAAAUUAUGGUAGUUAUUAUUUCAAUCACUUCAUCUUAAAAGUGUAUAUUUGUACAGUUGAUUUUUUUAACCAUAUUAUGAAGAUACUUUCUAUACUUAGAUCAGUGAGGGCUGGUCUUUUAAGGAUUGUUAUAAAAUUAUUAUAAUUAAAGUUAACUUAUUUGGCAGAAAAUAUGAUUUGUAUCCUUAAAACAAAGGAACUGUGUAAUGAUUUGAGUUAAUAUAGUGUAUAGUGACAUAGUACUGCAUAGCUAGGAAGAACAUUUUUUAGCUUGGAAACCCGAAGUGGAAAGUGGACUAUUAUUUGUCUAUGAAUCUGCAAGUUGUAUUUUAUCAGUGUAAUUAACUAAUCCUUUUCCAGUUUUUCACUCCAGUCUCUCAGCAAAAUAAUACAGUCUGAUGUCUAAUCUUUU
Molecule: messenger RNA, 4886 nt
Organism: Hypanus sabinus (Atlantic stingray)
Lineage: Eukaryota; Metazoa; Chordata; Chondrichthyes; Myliobatiformes; Dasyatidae
Gene: nphp1
Product: nephronophthisis 1
Exons: 20
Coding region: 68-2176 (702 amino acids)
Biological process (GO): protein localization involved in establishment of planar polarity
Cellular component (GO): cilium; cytoplasm
Molecular function (GO): protein binding
Source: RefSeq, a predicted model, not a curated record